AUGAACAAAAUUUUAUUAACCUUCCUACUUGUUUGCGUCUGUCUCUGUUAAGAGGGUACAAAAUAUAUGUAUUAAAAGAAACUCUAAUUUAACUCGAAAAUGGUGUAAGUUUGACCAAUCUAAAUAAACUAAUGACUAUGGAUUAUAGUUAAUUAGAUUGUUAGGCAAACUUAUUGUAGGUAAGCCACUAAUUAAAAAUGUGGGGUGAACUAUACUAAGAUGAAAAAGUUAUACAUCAUGAAAUAAAAUUAUUGAGUACAGCUCAUAAAAUACUAAGUGAAUAAAGGUUUAACAGAUUAAGAAAUUCAAGUAAGAUAAAAAUUAAUGAUAGAAACUAUUCAUAGGGCAUAAAGAAUACUUGCUGCUUUAAGACACAAUACACAUAAGAAACAGCAUACAAUUUAUUAGUAAUGGAGAGUGAAUGAAAUCAAUUAAUUAAAACAUUCAAUUUAAUUAUUACAAACAGCAACAAGUAAAUAAAUAAAUGACAUUUUUAGCUGAGAAUGAGAGCAAAUAGUGUUGUGAUAGAAUAGAAUAAUUAAUCAACAAAUAUUUAGAUGAGAGAAAACAUAUCGCUAAAUAAUGUGGAAAUGCUGAUGUAAAUAAUAUAUAAAGGCUAGGUUACUAUAAAUAUAAUUAAUGAUGCUGAAGGAAAAAUAUAAGUAAUAAAUAAAAAAUGCAAUGAAAAAGAUUCAGAAGUAAAAGUGAACAGAGUUGAUUCAAUAGACAAAGUUAUUGUUGGAUAAUCCUAAUAAUAAAGAAGGGAAGAACAAGCUGUUGUGGUUACUGAAUAAAAAUAAGAAUAAGUCGUAGAAGAACACCAAGAAUAGGUCGUAGAAGAACAACAAGAAUAGGUUGUUGAAGAACAUCAUGAAUAAGUUGUUGAAGAACACCAUGAAUAAGUUGUUGAAGAACAUCAUGAAUAAGUUGUUGAAGAACAUCAUGAAUAAGUGGUUGAAGAACAUCAUGAAUAAGUUGUUGAAGAACACCAUGAAUAAACUGAGACUGUUACAGAAACUGUGACUUAAGAAACAGUCGAAGAAUCAGAAGAAUUAGAGGAAACAGUAAUUGAAGAAACAGUCACCAAGACUACUUCCAGUAAAGUUGUAGAGGUACCAGAUGAUGAAGAUGAUGAUGUUGUUGAAGGGGAAUUGGUUACAACUUAAGGAGUUGGAGCAAGUGGAGAAGGUGGUAGAACUUGA
Paramecium sonneborni is the source of this 1202-nucleotide messenger RNA. The record is from the annotation of a GenBank genome assembly. Lineage: Eukaryota; Ciliophora; Oligohymenophorea; Peniculida; Parameciidae.